Motacilla alba alba is the source of this 5291-nucleotide messenger RNA. RefSeq names its product AF4/FMR2 family member 1-like. Gene Ontology annotation, cellular component: super elongation complex. The record is from RefSeq and is a predicted model, not a curated record. The transcript has 19 exons. The coding region runs from base 206 to 2593 and encodes 795 amino acids. Gene Ontology annotation, biological process: regulation of gene expression. Lineage: Eukaryota; Metazoa; Chordata; Aves; Passeriformes; Motacillidae.
GCACCGGGGCUCUGCCAACGGCAGAACGGUCUGUGGGCAGCGCCCCGCAGGCUGCAGCAGCACGGAGCGAGCGCAGCUCCAGCCGGGGAGCAUCGCUUGGCCUGAAAGCCUGUUCGCAGCUCAUUGACUGCCACUCGGGAGCCAUUCAUCGCCUGCGAGCCUGGUGUCUUGUGCCAGAGAAGCUGACUCAAACUGAGGCUUCAUUAUGGAACCGACAGACAACCAGAACAGCGACAAUAGCCGGAACAACAACAGAGACUUGCUCCGUAUUCUGGAGCAAGAAAGGCGGAGAAGGCAGGUAGCUCCAGAGGAGAAAUAUCCAUUUUUGGAGAAGACUCCCCUCUUUGCCAAGCCCUACAAGACUGAUAAAGAAGAUGAGCUGUCAAGGCGCAUUAAGAACUUGCUGGGUGAUGAGGACUCCAAGGUGCUCUUGAGCCAUGAGUCCCCUCUGAAUCCCAUAUGGAGUCCAAAAAAGCCCAAAUCCAACUUACAGGCUCCCAGUCACAGGCCAGCCUCCAGUAAGACAAAUCCAUAUGAGGACAUAUGGAGAGAAUCCUCACCAGAAUCACUGGACAUCACACCUAACCCCGAGCAGAACUAUGAUGACAGCAACGAAGGUCUCUCAAACUGGAGGUCAGAAGCCAAAGCUCCACAAUCUGAAAUUCUUCCUGAGCCUGUCAAGAAAAAGAAGCCCAUGGAUGUGCCAUCCACUGAAAAGACUUUGAAGGUUGCAGAGAAGCCAUUUUCUUCGCUUGCUCCUCCAAGAAUUCCCCAGUCCCAGCACAAGAGGAUGGCAUCAGCACAGCCCAGCAGCUCGGAGUCAGGGAGCACCAGGGACUGCCACAGCUCCUCAGUCUCUGCACUUCCAAGAGCACCAGCACCUGAGCCCAUUGUGCACAUUUAUGUGCAGUCCAUUGAAGGAAUACUGAAGGAAAUGAGCAGCCCCCUGUCACCUCUCCUGCCUUCCCUUCAGUCACCUGCGAGAACGGAGACUUCCAGAUUUCCAUUGCAGGCAAAGGCAAAGAAGCCCUCUGAUGUGCCAUUGACUGAAGAAAUUUUUAAGGAAAUGAGCAGCUCACGGCCAGCUCUCUCGUCACAUCUCCAGAUGCCUACAAGAGCAGAGACUUCCAAACUUCCAUUGGCAACAAAGGAAUUCCAACCUGAUGGAUCUGCAGCACAGAAGCAGAAGCAGGCUGGCACAGCUUCAGAAACAUUGCUGAGUUCUCAGCCAAGAACAUCAAUUCCCCAGUCCCAGCACAAGAGGAUGGCAUCAGCACAGCCCAGCAGCUCAGAGUCAGGGAGCACCAGGGACUGCCACAGCUCCUCAGUCUGUGACAGAGAGAUCAGCUCCAGUAGCAGUGAGGAGGACAGCCUGCCAAGGGUGCUGGACCUGCCAGUACGUGAGCCUGAGCCAUCAACUGCUAAAAAGUGGCGCCUUGACAGCCUGGUGACCCAGACAAAGCAAGGAUUAGUGCCAAGAGAGGGUCUCAGUGAAAUUGCCCAUGGGAAUGGACGUGAGGAGGGUGUGAAGCAGGAGCAGGGCAUCCGCAGCAGUUCCUGCCAGCAGCACUCCAGGCCAAGGGAGCCUCCUCACAAGAGCUGUGGCCAAGUGGCCACAGAUUUCCACAAGGCCUUUGCCCAAGUGGCCAAGGACACUCACAAGACCUCUGGCCAAGUGACUAGGGCUCCUCAGGAAUCUCAUGUUAUGAGCACAAACAACUCUCUGAAGCCUCUUGUGCGCACCAAGGAGGCCUUGCCCAGGAAGACUGUGGGUAUCAAAAGGCCCAGCAAGCCCCUGGUGCAUGACAAAUACAAAAAAGUCCUGAAGCUGGAGAGUGAGCUUGGUCCUUUGGAGGUCAGAGACCAGUCCUCCAAAGACAAGCUGAAGAUCCAAGAAGCAGAGAACACAAAACCUGCUUUCAGAAAUGGCCUGAAGCUGGGAGAGCAAGAACCCUUUGAGAAGAGGAAGCACAAGGACCCUGACAAGAGCUGUGCCCAUGUGCCCAAGGCUCCUGACCAGAGUUGUGGCCAAGUGGCCAAGGCUCCUCACAAAUCUGAUGUUAUGUCCAAACAUAGCUUUCUGAAGCCUCCUGUGCACACCAAGGAGGCCUUGCCCAAGAAUACUCUGGGUAUCAAAAGGCCCAGUAUGUCCUGCGUACACAAUGAAUCUAAGAGAGUCUGGAAGGCAGAGAGUGAGCCUGGUCUUUUGCAGGUCACAGACCAGUCUUGCAAGGACCAGCCCAAAGUCAAGCAAACAAUGAAGCCAAAAGCCACCAACAAAAAAGACCUGAAGCCGGCACUUCACAAGCCCUCUGAGAAGGGAAAGGACAAGAGCUCCCACCAGGCCAACGCCAAGGGCUUUUUGGAGCCCAGGCUCCUGAGACAUGCUCAGGAGUGUGAUGCCCUCAUCCCCAGUGGCCACAGGCCUGGAGAUAUGCACAAGGAGAAAGUGACCUUGCCUCCUGGGGACAAGUUGUUCUUGCCUGCAAGGGAGGCAGACCUGAAAAGGAAAGCCGUGAGGAGUCCUGAGGAGUCCCCUGGAAAGAAGAAGAGGGAAGACAAGGGGGAUACUCCCAGGAAGAAAAAGGAAUGAGACAAAAAAUUCCCAACAAAAUUUCAGCUUUCAGCAAACAAAGGCUCCAAUAAACUGAAAGCAUCAGAAGAUUCAUUGCAAACCGAGAGGAAAAAUGUGAUGCUGCCACCACUGCUGGCCAUGACUGCUGCACAAUGUGCACCAAAUUUGACCACGACUACCCAAAAGAGACCAGAACUGCGACUGACGACUUGAACCUGCCUGCCGUGGAUAACCCUGCCAGGAACCAGGAUCCUUUGUUCGCCAAGCACAGGAAAGUGGAAGAAGACCACAGGGAGCAAUCCCAGGGCAUCAUCACUGGUGUCCAGGAGAGCUGGUGGGAGUAUUCCUGCAACCCAUGCAUGCUGUGUGAAUCACGUCAGAAACAUCCUCUCAGAUAAGUAACCAUUUCUGACUGUAGGCAACUGCAAAUAACAGGAAUAUCCUUAUAAAAAGGAGUGUGUUUAUAAAAAAAGAAACUGUGGUUUACUUAAAAAUAGCCUAUGGGUGUGACCGCAACCUGUCCCUAAGGUUUUAUAUCACGUGGGAAAAAUUGUUGCAUUUAUGGGUUAAAAACUUAGAUUUUACUGGCAGUUUAUACAAAUUUGGCUGUUUACUGACAGCUCAGGGUAUGGGGUGUAGGAAGUUGGGGGCUGGGGGGGGGAACGGGCAAGGGCUGUGUGUUAGGCCACACAUUAUUAUGUGUGUUAGGCCAGACUGUGUAUUAUCUGCCUUCUAACUGCUUGCUUUUUCCUGAUAAUUUUCCUGCUUCCAGCCCUCACUGCACUCCCAGCCACUGGACAAGGAAACCUGCUGCUGAAUUUCUCUGUGCUUGGGAAAAGUAUAAUGGUACAAAGCACUGUGAGCUGCCAGGGAUCGACAGGAGAUGAGAAGAAUCCUCUUCCAGUGACUUCUCUGCCACAUGAAGACAAGACAAGAAGACCUGGAGUUAGAACAAGUUUUCUGCUGAAGAAAGCCAAGUGAUGUGACCAAGAGCUGGCCUGACUUCAUACACUGAAUGAGUCAGAAUUUACAGUGGCUCAGACUGGACCCAAGAGUCUUAAUUGGGUCUCCAGGAUGUAAAUAGUUCCAAGUUCUCUGUUCUUUUGAAGCCUUAGAAAGUUUGGGGCUUUUUAAAAUUUAUUUUCUUAUUGUUCAAUGCAAAGCACCUGCAUAUUAUUUUUGUUUUAAAUACAGUUGCAGGGUUUUUUUCCAGCUGGAAAACUUGUGUGUUUUUUGAAGGUAAUGCUUUUCUACCUUGCAAAAGAAGGGAUGCAGGGUGGUACCUGCCUAUGAAACGACCUAGUGCAAUGAAUUUUCUGAAUGGGCCCAUGUCAUGAUGGUUUAACAGGACAGUUUUCACACCUAUUGUUGAUAAAGAAAUCUGCGCUCAGACUGUGUUACUGAGGGUCUUGCUCAGUUUCAGUCUCGUCAGACCCAAGUUUGGGUGGCAAAAUGACACCCGAAGUGUGGCUGGAAACAGCUCUGUCUCCUGUGUUGGUGGGAUGGGACUCAACAGGGAGAAUUCCUCCUUGGGCUGCUUUUUGGUGUUUGGGUUGGUGGAGAUGCAAAACUGCAAUGGGUCCUUGGGAUUGCUUGGACAUUGUUGUGAGUCUGAGAGCUUCCAGGGAAAGGAAUCUCUUCUGACAAAGGAGGGAUUAAGUGGCUGAAUGUGGAACAUAAGGCACAUUUUGCAUUUGGAUAUUUGCCUGCAAGCACUGGUGGUCUCAGUGAGUGUCUGAGAGCAGAAUUUGGUACGAAAGUAGGGUGUCCUUCCUGUGGGAAAGGACUCAGGCUCCCUCUCAGCCACACCCUAGGAUGGGCCCAGUGACUUAGAAACCUGUCAAGGGAACCCAAAAAGGAAAAAUUAGCUGUUCACAAGCACUUCUCCCUUGCCAUGCUAACAGUGGAGGCAGCAUCCACAGCACCAGUGUGUUCAGUUAACACCCUUCUCUACCCAAAGAUUUCCUGGAAAUUAUUCUUGCAGUAUGGCUCAAGGAGUUAUUUUUUUCAGAGAAAUCACACUUUUGUGGAAAAAAAAAACCAAAAAAACCCCAAACCCUUCAAGUUUUUCAGUCAUCUUUCAGUUGACUUUGACGGGCUUUGGAUCAAUGUUAUUUAUACAAGAUAUUUAGAAUCAAGUUCAAAAACUGUUAAACAAGAAAUUUUACUUGCGCAAGUAAUUUCAUUGUGCCUGAAACACAGAUGAACAGGUUCCUUUUUACAGUCAUAUUCCCCCGUCUUCCCACUGUUAUUGAUACGAUUGCCAAUUUGAUUUUAUCAAUAAUUUGCCGGAGCCAAAUUAUGAUAUAAAAACAAAGUACAAAAUUUAUUUCGCGCAAAUUGACAAAAUUUCGGUAAGCCACGGAUCGGACAGAGUCUAGCCGGGGAAUAGACCCUGGGUGUCGAGCUGAACAGCUCCAAGCACUGGCAGCUUCGGAGUGUAGCGAGCACACUGAGUUUCCUCCACGCAGGUCUUUUAUCCUGUUUUUCUUGCCGUGGGCUAGGAAGUCCAUUGUCCUUUUUAUAAUUAAACAAGCUCCAAAGGUUUCUCCGGUCCAGUAGAAUGGUAUCUGAUGGAAGGUGGUCCUGUCCUCGAUGUCUUCGGGAAUAAUUCAUCGGCUUCUGGUCUUGUGCUAGACAGGACUAAUCUUAACAAUACACAGUCACAUCCCGAGAGAGAUAUCCUUGUUAUCACCCUGAAUUCCGAUACUCAGCU